AUGUUUAGCUAUGGUUCCAAUAAUUGUGCCAAGAACGUAAAUAAGUGGUUCGGAAUCACCCAGUUACUGCCAUUAGUAGGAGCAUUUGUUUCGGAUUCUUAUCUGGAUCGAUAUCGCACCAUUAUCGUCUCUUCUCUUGUCUACAUCCUGGGACUAGGUUUGCUAACUAUGUCUGCAGUGUUUACUUCUCACGACCCUUUUGACUACCAAAUCAUUGAGAAAAUCAUGUCAUGUUCUUCUCAGCUUCAAUUAAUCUUCUUCUUUUUCUGUCUAUAUCUGGUAGUAGUUACCCAAGGUGGGCACAAGCCCUGCAACCAAGCUUUUGGAGGUGAUCAAUUUGAUGGACAAGACUCAAAGGAAUGCAAAGCAAAAGACUACUUUUUCGACUCGUGGCCUUUUUGUCUAUGCAUCGCUCUUUCACUAAGUGUGAUGACCUUGAGCUAUAUUCAAGACAACCUUAACUGGGUUCUUGAAUUUGGAAUCCCUUGCAUUAUGAUGGUGGCGACUUUGCUCAUUUUCUUGCUUGGAACUAGUACUUAUCAGUAUAGUUUCAAAAGAGAUGAGAAAAACCCAUUUAUUAGAAUCAUUAAAGUAUUUGUUGAAGAGAUUAGGAAUUGGACAGUAAGCCCAUCAUAA
This is a messenger RNA of Vitis riparia (riverbank grape), 636 nucleotides long. Its product is annotated as protein NRT1/ PTR FAMILY 5.10-like. Gene Ontology annotation, cellular component: membrane. Gene Ontology annotation, molecular function: transmembrane transporter activity. NCBI's taxonomy places the organism in Eukaryota, Viridiplantae, Streptophyta, Magnoliopsida, Vitales, Vitaceae. Gene Ontology annotation, biological process: transmembrane transport. The transcript is spliced from 3 exons. The record is from RefSeq and is a predicted model, not a curated record. Bases 1 to 636 code for a protein of 211 amino acids.